This is a messenger RNA of Prionailurus viverrinus (fishing cat), 3908 nucleotides long. RefSeq names its product SEC14-like protein 4. NCBI's taxonomy places the organism in Eukaryota, Metazoa, Chordata, Mammalia, Carnivora, Felidae. Bases 79 to 1299 code for a protein of 406 amino acids. The record is from RefSeq and is a predicted model, not a curated record. The transcript has 12 exons. Gene Ontology annotation, cellular component: cytoplasm.
GGCGGCGGCGAGGCCAGGCUGCGGGCCGAAGACUCCAGACACACCAGCGCCCCGCUACCCCCUGCACCCACGGGCACCAUGAGCGGCCGAGUCGGGGACCUGAGCCCCCAGCAGCAGGAGGCGCUGGCCAGGUUCCAGGACAACCUCCAGGACCUGCUGCCCACCCUGCCCAAUGCUGACGAAUACUUCCUCCUGCGCUGGCUCCGAGCUCGGAACUUUGACCUGCAGAAAUCUGAGGACAUGCUCCGGAAGCACAUAGAAUUCCGGAAGCAACAGGACCUGGACAACAUCCUCACAUGGCAGCCCCCAGAGGUGAUCCAGCUGUACGACUCUGGUGGUCUGAGCGGCUAUGACCCUGAAGGCUGCCCCGUGUGGUUCGACCUCAUUGGGACCCUUGACCCCAAGGGUCUUCUCCUGUCAGCCUCCAAGGAAGAGCUGAUCCGGAAGCGCAUCAAGAUCUGUGAGCUGCUUUUGCGGGAGUGUGAGCUGCAGAGUCAAAAGCUGGGCAGGAAGAUCGAGAUGGUACUGAUGGUGUUUGACUUGGAGGGGUUCAGCCUGAAACACCUGUGGAAGCCAGCUGUAGAGAUCUACCAGCAGUUUUUUGCCAUCCUGGAAGCAAAUUAUCCUGAGACGCUGAAGAAUUUAAUUGUCAUUCGAGCCCCCAAGCUCUUCCCUGUGGCCUUCAACUUGGUCAAGAUGUUCAUGAGUGAGGAAACACAAAGGAAGAUAGUGAUUCUGGGAGGCAACUGGAAGCAGGAGCUGCCAAAGUUCAUCAGCCCUGAGCAGCUGCCCAUGGAGUUUGGGGGGACCAUGACUGAUCCUGAUGGCAACCCCAAGUGUCUGACCAAGAUCAACUAUGGGGGUGAGGUGCCCAAGAGCUACUACCUGCGCAACCAGGUGAGGAUGCAGUAUGAGCACAAAAUGACGGUGGCCCGAGGCUCCUUCGUGCAGGUGGAGAACGAAAUCCUGUUCCCGGGCUGUGUGCUCAGGUGGCAGUUCGCAUCUCAUGGGGCCGACAUCGGCUUCGGGGUUUUCCUGAAGACCAAGACGUGUGAGCGGAAGCGGGCGGGGGAGAUGGUGGAGGUGCUCCCCAUCCGGCGCUACAAAGCCCACCUGGUACCUGAGGACGGGAGCCUCACCUGCCUCAAGCCCGGCGUCUACGUACUGCGCUUCGACAACACCUACAGCCUGAUACACACCAAGAAGGUCAGCUACACUGUGGAGGUGCUGCUCCCAGACAAGACCUCUGAAGAGAAGAUUCAGGGUCUUGAGGCAAGGAGACCGUCCCCAGCGCAAUGAAGACCCCUGAUACCUCUCAGUCCCUGUGCUCUUCGACCCCUUAGUACCCCCUCCCUGUCCCUUUCCCUCCUGAGCAGCGUGGUGUUUGGAGGAGCCACCCCCCUCUCCGCAUCACCAUCUCGGCUCUUCGUGGGCUCACCUGGCACGGUGGCAGAGCAGGAAGGGGACAUCCAGCUCAUAGGCCACCUUGAGGAUUCAGACAGGCACCUGAUCUCCUGUUUGCAGAGACUGAGAAUGGGGACGCUGAGGAUGAACCAGGAGCCACUGAGGGAGGGUCCUGCCCACAGAAGCUGCCCUUAUGUCACUCCUGAUGAGGUCCACCGUCUCAGGACUCACCCACACCUAGUGACCCGGCUUGGGGGCGUGUGCAUGAGUCCCAGGCCAGGCAGGGAGCACAGCGUCAAGUCUGAAGAGCAGGGAAGCCCCCAUCUCUGCAUGUGGGGGCUCGACACGGAUAGACAAGGCCAGCUGGAGGCAGCUGGGUGGAGGGAUGGGACCAGCCGGGUGGUGGAGCUGAGGGUCUUGGUUCUGGCAGGACACCAAAGCCUCUUCAGAGUCUCCUUACUGCCUUUGGAGGGAAGAUCAGAAAUGGAGCAUGAGGCCCAGCGGGAAAAGCCACACUCAGCCACACAGAGCUAAAUGGGUGAAGACUCUCUCGGAAUUCUCAGUGACCCCCGCCUCCUCCUCACCUGCUGUGAUCCAGCUGACAUUCAGCUUGGGUUCUUUCUGGCUCUGAGUAAGGACCAGGAUCGUAGCAGUGCUGGAGUGAGGUGGAACAUGCUGGAAUAAGGUAGAACGCACCUGGGUGGGGCUGCCAUCCCAGGGUGCUCAUCCCAGACUUGAUUUACUUCUUGGAGAAACAUCAAGCUUUUCCUCCGUCUUUGUGUGUCACUAGAGGGACAGCUAAUGUCUGCCAGCUCCCUACCAACCCACCCCAAAUGCGACUCCGUAGCUGGCCAGUGAUGGCUUCCAUUUCCCAAAGGCUGGCUCUCCUGGUGCCCCACACCCACAGUCAGGACCGCAGUCCGCUCUUCUGGACAAACCGCACCCAGCAGAGCAGACCUUGCCCGGAAUGAGCCAAUGAAGCUGCUGAGUGGUCAGAUGUCCCUGUCAAAGGGGAUCCUUGCUGCAAAGGAUUAACAUCCUGGCCAUCGAGACCCUUGCCAGAGACCGGAAGCCUCAGCAAACAGCAACAUCCAGGUGCUUUGUGAAUAAGAACCCGGUUCUAGCCCCCUUCUUGCUCUCAGAUUCUGUGAUUUCAUUUUCACUAUUUAAUAGAUUUCCUGAUUUCCCAGGGCCUGUUCUUCCCAGGUAAGAAAAUGAUGAGGCUUGUGAAGGUGGGUCUUCAGGUGAGCUCUGUGAGGUCCUUGGGGCCCCAGGCCUGCCCUCUGUGGCAGCCGCAUCACCCAUGGUUCAGCACAUAGUCUGAACAGGGGGCUCUGCUGCUGUGAAAAGCAAACUAAAGGAAAUAAAAUACGAAAAGCUGGUGCACUGAGGAAUUCCUGGCCCAACAGUGUUUGAGGAGUUUGGCAAGAAAAAAACUUUUGUGCCAGCUCCAAGGAGAUAGCCUGGGGCUGUCAGGUGAAAAUCACAAGAUAUCCUUGUGUCCAAGCGCCGCUCCUGCAUCCCCGAUGCAAGAAGCUUUCCCAGCGUCCCCACUGCACUGUGUGGCCACCCUCUGUACAGCCUCCCCAGAUGCAGAGACACUUGGGUGUUCCAGAGCCAUCUUCCCACUGGGCCGGCGGGGGUUGUAAGGUUUCCCCUGACAGGUUUCCCUGGGCCCACCUGUUGUCCUGACUGGGGGCUCACAAUGCUUCCCUUCAACCUCACAACCCCGGCCUAAAAACAAGGUGUUCAUGGAUUUGAACCCUGAUCCUUGCUUUUCCAACCACCCACGCUCAUUUUCCACCAUCAGCACAGCCUCUGGUUUCCUUGUAGGUAGCAGAUUGGCUCACACCAUGCCCAAGGGUUUAAUUUGCACGGGACUGCCUGGGGAGUAGCAAGUCACAGAGGGGUCGGGUGCAGGGAACCAGUGAUGAAUCUCGGAGCUGGCAGAGUGCACCUCAUGUUAAGCAGUGAGCACAGUGGUCACCUUCGGAAGUGAGGACAGGACCUCCUAUCUGGCAAGGUGGAUGGGGGCAUGUCCUCCACAACUCCAUCCCUUGCUCAAUACCAUCACUUCUUUACAGGAAAAAAAAAAAAAAAAAAAGAAGUAGCCCAGAGAGGGGCUGGCUCACCUAAAGUUUGCUUCUUCCUUCCAUUCAUUCGUCAAUGUUUAUUGAGUCUGUCCCCAGUGCCCAGGCACUGCAGGCCCUGGGGACACCGGGGGUGCUGGGCUUACCCGACUUUGUGAGCAGGAAGCUUGCCUGUAUUGAGGGAGGCCAAAAUGACUCUGAUGGGCAUUCUCAGGUGGGCAGCUUGGUGGGGCAGGAGCCAAAUUCUGGGGGAGCAUCCAACAAAAAAAGCCUGAUGGGGGAUCAGACAUGCUUUGCCCAAGGCAGGAAUCCCUGAAGGGAGAGCUGAGGGUGUGGGCGAGCCUUCCAGACUGAGGAAUGGGGUGAGGGCAACUGUGGGGUGUUUGAAGCCAGAGGAAAGCCAGGAGGGCCCUU